UUGAACACAUUGGUCUUAGGUUGUGUUAUUACCGUGUUGUGCAAUUUCAGUGUUUUUGAUAGUGUUUCUCACGGCCACAUUUUCAUGAAAAAUGAACAGUUUAAACUGUUUAAAAUCAUUCUCUAGCAAUGUGCUAUUGUUUUCCCGUAAUUACGCGUUCAAGUCCGACCUAAAAAUAAAAUGGGUUCGCCCAGAGAAAAUUCCCUGCUACAAGCCGGAGAAAAGCGGAGAUCUGCAGUCAAUGCGAGCCAUUCCUGAAACGGAGCUUCUGAAAGAUUUUCAAAACUCGAAAGAGCUAGAGAAAGCGGAUGAUACGGUGAAGAAUUUAUUCACUGUUGGGCAUAAUCGCCGGAGGGAAUUGCUGGAAAUCUUCAAAGAGGAAAUGGUUAAACGGGUUCAGAGACAUGAACUUGAUUACGGUUCAAUGGAAGCAAAGUUGGGUUUGAUGACCGCACAGAUUAGAAGUCUACAAGAUGUGAUGGAGAGAUUUCCCCGCCAAUCGGCAGCUAAAGUGCAUCUGAAAGAGCUCAUCGACAAGAGAAAACGCUUCCUUAGAUACCUGAGACGGUGGGAUUAUCGACGAUUCGAGUAUAUAUUGGAAAAACUCGACCUUGUGUAUAAACCCUACCCGACACAUUUCCAUUGGAUUACGCGGAAAGACUCACUUCGAAAGUUAACCAAUAUCCACUGCGAUGAAAUCAAGGAUACUCGUUUACAGGAAUACCGACAAUUUCUAGAGUCACAGCAGCUCGAUUUUCUGGUUAAGAAAAUAGAAAACUUGGAGUUCAUCAGAAAGGAACAAAUCGAGUGUAAAGUGCCGAUUACAGUCAGCGCGGAACAAAUUCAAGCCGCGAAAAAACAAUACGAGGAACUGAAAGAACGAAGAAAAUCGCUAGAGGCAACGAAUGCCGAAGAACAAGAAUAGAACAUGAUUUUCUGUAAACAUUGUUUCCUUUAUUUGAUUUGUAGACAUAAAAUAAUAAAAUUACUUACGAACUA
This is a messenger RNA of Toxorhynchites rutilus septentrionalis, 999 nucleotides long. RefSeq names its product 28S ribosomal protein S15, mitochondrial (gene bonsai). Gene Ontology annotation, molecular function: structural constituent of ribosome. The transcript has 4 exons. Gene Ontology annotation, biological process: translation. NCBI's taxonomy places the organism in Eukaryota, Metazoa, Arthropoda, Insecta, Diptera, Culicidae. The record is from RefSeq and is a predicted model, not a curated record. Gene Ontology annotation, cellular component: ribosome. The coding region runs from base 92 to 925 and encodes 277 amino acids.